CAUUCAUUCCCAAAGCUACCAGAAGCAUUCCUCCCAGGAAAGGUAGAGUUGGUGGUGAAAAGCCGGAGGUGAGAAGACAUCUGGAAGGACAGACUAAUUCAUUUUCUGAAUUUCCUAUGUGGGGACAGUCUUAGAGCCUGGCAAGGCUUUGAGACAGCCUGAAGAUGAGUGCCAACAGCAGCACGGUGGGCCAGCUCCUCUGGCAGGGACCGGUGUGCACUGGCUGGAAGCAGGACCUGGAAGGGGCUGUCUACCAUCUCGCUAACUGCUUCUUGCUCCUGGGCUUUAUGGGGGGUAGUGGGAUGUAUGGAUGCUUCUACCUCUUUGGCUUUCUGGGCACGGGCUACCUGUGCUGUGUGCUGUGGGGCUGGUUCAAUGCCUGUGGCCUGGACAUUGUCCUCUGGAGCUUCCUGCUGGCAACAGCCUGCCUCCUCCAGCUGGCACAUCUGGUAUACCGCCUGCGUGAGGACACCCUCCCAGAGGAGUUCGAUCUCCUCUACAAGACGCUGUGCCUACCCCUGCAGGUGCCCUUGCAGGCGUACAAGAAGAUUGUUCACUGCUGUGAGGAGCAAGUCUUGACUCUAGCCACUGAUCAGACCUACGCUGUGGAAGGCGAGACGCCCAUCAACCGCCUGUCCCUGCUGCUCUCUGGCCGGGUUCGUGUGAGCCAGGAUGGGCAAUUUCUGCACUACAUCUUUCCUUACCAGUUCAUGGACUCUCCUGAGUGGGAAUCGCUGCAGCCCUCUGAGGAGGGGGUGUUCCAGGUCACUCUGACUGCCGAGACGGCAUGCAGCUACAUUUCCUGGCCCCGGAAAAGUCUCUACAUUCUUCUGGACAAAGAGCGAUACGUCUCCCGCCUCUUCACAGCCCUCCUGGGCUAUGACAUCUCAGAGAAGCUCUACACUCUCAAUGACAAGCUCUUUGCUAAGUUUGGGCUGCGCUUUGACAUUCGUCUCCCCAGCCUCUACCACGUCCUGGGUCCUGCUGCCUCCGAUGCCGGGCUGGAGUCCGAGAAGGAGGAUGAGGAAGUCCAUGAGCCAGCUGUGUCCCCUCCUCGGGCCAUAUCCACAUCUGUCCAGCAAACGCUUCCUUGCUCUCCCCCUCCAGCUGCCACCAACCCUCCUGUACCUUCUUCCUGGGCCAGGAUGUCCCAGCCCGACAGCGGCAUCCUGGCUUCUAGAUCUCCUCUCCAGAGCUACUCUCAAGUAACAUCCAUGGGACGGGCCCCCUUGGCUCCAAUCCACACUCCUGAACUUUAAGGAUCAAUGAGCCAUCCUUUUCUCUGGCCACAUUCAUCUUCACAGGAAGGUCACUUAUAUGCACACCCCUCUUCUCACCCACAGGAAGGUUCACAGGCAAGGUUGGAGCAGACACAGAAGACACCAACAUUGCCGCUAUACCAAGGGACCCGAGUGACUUUUAGAAUUCACCUUCACCAGCUCUCCUUCCUGAAGAAGGCAUCUAAAAGUGCAAAAGCACAGAUUCCAUCCUUUACUAACUGCAGAAUCUUGGGCGAGUUACAUAGCCUCUCUGCGCCUCACCGGCAAAGUGGGGAUUAUCAAACUCACCUCACAGGAUUGUUGUGAGGAUCAAAUGAGUUGACUUAGGUAAAGCACCUAGGACAUGGCAUGGUAUCUAGUAAGCACUCAAUAAAUCACUCAGUUCCUUUCCCU
Pteropus alecto (black flying fox) is the source of this 1673-nucleotide messenger RNA. RefSeq names its product popeye domain containing 2 (gene POPDC2). The coding region runs from base 165 to 1259 and encodes 364 amino acids. Gene Ontology annotation, cellular component: sarcolemma. The record is from RefSeq and is a predicted model, not a curated record. NCBI's taxonomy places the organism in Eukaryota, Metazoa, Chordata, Mammalia, Chiroptera, Pteropodidae. Gene Ontology annotation, molecular function: cAMP binding. The transcript has 4 exons.